GUCGUAGCUUUUUUACUUCGAUGCGCUGAAAGCAACACUAUUUUCAAAUAUAAAAAGAAAAUGCGUAAAUGGUUUCGUUCAUUCUCUGGUGUAUUGGAAAUACUAAACUCCAUCGUUUUCAUGUCUUCACAAUCUGCCAGUUUCCAGCUCAGCAGUUUCCCAAGCACUAUAAGCGAGCUACACCAAUUAAAUGGACCAUAUCUUGUCGGAACUCUGGAACACUCGGCCGCUUGCUACAGCCGUUCUCAGGCCGCUUGUGUUUCCAUGAAUAUUUUGCGGCUCACGCAGCACUUGCAGUGAAUUAAACUGAGUAGACUAUUGGGGUCCAGAGAGAGUCUGCUCGCUCUGAGCUCAUUAGGCCGAGCAUUAAGAAGAACCUAAUUUUUAUUGAUGACUAAAAUGGAGGAGUAUCAGGCAGUUGCCGUACUGAGCAGCUGCAUCGCCGUGCCGUAUUUAGCUCUCCAGAGAGACCCGAGUGCGCUGGCGGUGUUGGUCAAAAUUUUGCCCUGCCUUUUCUUCUUUUUGCACCUCUGCAAAAAACAUUCACUAGAGAAACGAGGGAAAAUCGAGUCAAGUUUUCAGGAAGCUUUGCUCGAGCUUCUCGGUUUGGGAUCAAACGCGCCGGGGUCUCAGAAGCAGCAGAGGUCGACACCGUCUAAGCAAGGCGGAGGACAUGCGAAGAAGGCGGCGAAGGAGCUGCGGCGGGACAGCCUCAGGACCGGCGUCGCCAGAGGCUUGGUCUUCUCCUUGAUUGGAGACGCGUUCCUCGUCUGGAUUGACGAAGAGGCGAUGUUCCUGAUUGGCAUGCUGGCGUUUGGCGUGGCUCAGCUUUGGUACAUCAAAGGCCUGGGCUUCGUAAACGUGAACUACUUGCGUGGAGUUGGUCUCUACGUCUCACUUCUCGCCGUGACUGCGUUCCUACUACGAGACUCGCCUCUGACAUUCCGAAUUGCUGUUCCCUUCUACGCACUGCUGCUCAUCACCUCGCUCUGGAGGGCCAUUGACAGGUGCGGUGAAGAUGACGGCAGGUCGGCGCAGCAACGCCGCAGCUCAGCGCUGGGCGCUGCGGUCUUCGUGGCCUCGGACACCUGCAUCGCCGUCACCAAGUUUGCCGUCGCCGUGAACCCCGCCAUCGCCAGCGCUGCCAUCCACACUACAUACUACCUGGCCCAGGCCCUCAUCACCUUAGGGGCCGCCUAGCCCCUACCACCUGGCCCAGGCCCUCAUCACCUUAGGGGCCGCCUAGCUCCUACCACCUGGCCCAGGCCCUCAUCACCUUAGGGGCCGCCUAGCUCCUACCACCUGGCCCAGGCCCUCAUCACCUUAGGGGCCGCCUAGCUCCCGCCACCUGGCCCAGGCCCUCAUCACCUUAGAGGCCGCCUAGCUCCUACCACCUGGCCCAGGCCCUCAUCACCUUAGGGGCCGCCUAGCUCCUACCACCUGGCCCAGGCCCUCAUCACCUUAGGGGCCGCCUAGCUCCUACCACCUGGCCCAGGCCCUCAUCACCUUAGGGGCCGCCUAGCUCCUACCACCUGGCCCAGGCCCU
This is a messenger RNA of Hyalella azteca, 1546 nucleotides long. RefSeq names its product lysoplasmalogenase-like protein TMEM86A. Lineage: Eukaryota; Metazoa; Arthropoda; Malacostraca; Amphipoda; Hyalellidae. The record is from RefSeq and is a predicted model, not a curated record. The transcript is spliced from 4 exons. Gene Ontology annotation, cellular component: membrane. Bases 391 to 1200 code for a protein of 269 amino acids.